UAAUAAACCUAUAAAAUGAUCAAAAGAAAGCGCUCUUCUCUUCCAAGUUUGCUUAAGAAGCAGUCCAGAGCGAGGUGAAAGGUUGGCAAACCCUUACCUAGGAUCAAAACUAAAAAUAUGAACAAAAUCAAAGAAGAACUUAAUCGGAAGCUAGAUGAUAUUUAACCAAGACGAUACUGUUUAUUGAGACUUUGAUGAUGAAGCAAUACAGAAAAGAGGUAGCUGAAAAAGAAGAGACAUUCAAGCAUAUCAGUUUACCAAUUCCGUUGCUUACUUUAAUGUUCUAAGGCAAGACAAUAAUACAAAUAAAAACUAUCAAAAGCUCUCAUUUAACAUCAAAUUACUUCAGCAAAGGAUGAAAGGCACUAGGUUUACUUCCAGAGCUGAUAGUCUCCCUCAUCAGAAAGAAGCUAGAAAGGGGCAUUAUCGAAAACUCAGAAGCAGCGUCUGAGUUGAGGAAAGAGGUCUCUCAAGAAUGGUUCCCUCUCUUGCUUCUACAGGAAAAGCCCUGCGUCAGACUCUCAUAUUCGAAGAACAUUUUCCUUCGAAGAAACUCUAUACUUCUUAG
Moneuplotes crassus is the source of this 568-nucleotide messenger RNA. Lineage: Eukaryota; Ciliophora; Spirotrichea; Euplotida; Euplotidae. The record is from the annotation of a GenBank genome assembly.